Ophidiomyces ophidiicola is the source of this 1077-nucleotide messenger RNA. RefSeq lists its product as uncharacterized. The transcript has a single exon. Bases 1 to 1077 code for a protein of 358 amino acids. Lineage: Eukaryota; Fungi; Ascomycota; Eurotiomycetes; Onygenales; Onygenaceae. The record is from RefSeq and is a predicted model, not a curated record.
AUGGCUGCCUUUGGAUUCUCUGUCGGCGAUGUGAUCUCCGGCUUGCGGGUCAUCUACGUGUCAUGCGAGGCGCUGCGAGACGCUUCCUCCGCUCACCGCGAGUACACUGCCCUGCGAAGCGAGGUUGAAUCGCUCCUCCACGCCCUCGAGUCGAUCGCCGAUCUGGCCCUGGAAGAGAACGGCACAGAAAAGCAACGCAGCGCCAUCAAGGCCUCCGUGGCGUCGUGCAAGGCGUGUAUCGAUGACUUUCUGGCCAGCGCGGCGAAGUACGAGCCUCAUCUGCGGCAAGGCGGCGUAAAGCACGGCUGGGCGGCGGGCUACAGGCGGAUCAAGUGGGCACUAUGCAAGAAAGAGGACGUUAUGCAGUUUCGCGCCCAGUUGGAAUGUCAUUCGUCGUGCAUCAACAUGCUGCUUAUUACCUUCCAGGCCCAGAGCCAAAUGGCCGCCAACAGGCAUGUGGCAGUGCGUACAGAGGAAGAUAUCAUGACUGCUUUGCUGCAGGGACUAUCUGUAGAGCAGAGACAGUGCUUUAGGCUUCUGAUGUCUCAAAAUCACCAGUUGCAAAGACGCUUGGAUGAUGUGCGUCAGCUCUUACAUCUCCAAGGUGCAAUCCCUCCACAGGUCAUACUCCAACGGCCAGUCAUUUUGCUCGAUGCUUUUGGCAAGGUGGCGCCGUUCCACCUCGAUUUCAUUGACUCGCUUGAUGCAUUUGUGGCCGUGCUCAAAAUUAGAUCAGAGCAGGCAGGCGUUCAGGAUGGUGGCCUGCAAAAGCUAGACAAGAAGGAAUUUUGUAUACGAGACACGCCUAGGAGGCGGAACCUCGACCUAAGCCGCCCAUGGGCUACCGUGUUUCGACCUGGUCAGAACGUGGAUAUGAGCAUGGUCUUCAGGAGGCGCCUGGCUCCGACUACAUGCCCCGACUGUUGCUGUCAGAAUGCCCCAUGUGAAGAGGAUGGUGAAGUUGAAUGGUAUGAAAUGCUCGCCUGCCCUGUUUCCCGGCGAAGUAUCAAUUCUAACAUCCCAGUAGUGACUUCUGCGGACUGUGGUAUCAUCACGUUCGAGAACAAUCAGAAGUAA